CAACCAAAAAUACUUACAAAAGAAACCCAAAGAAGAAAAAGAAAAAAAAUACAAAAGUGGGAUUUGAGCCAAAAAUCCGAUCAGUCUUGUAAUGGUCUGAUCAGAUGGCGGACGAUCCUUCUUCGCACCAUGCCCAUGUCCCAUUGCCUUCGAACUUAGGUGGGUUAGUUUCAGAUGAUGCUCCACUGGUUCCGAUUCAUAUUGUCACCGAAGCUUCCCAGCUUCCUGUGGAGUUCUUAGAACCCUGUCCUGAAACAAAGCUGGUUAUUGGCUUUGAUUGUGAAGGUGUUGACCUGUGUCGUUAUGGAACUCUUUGUAUAAUGCAGCUUGCAUUUCCUGAUGCUAUAUAUCUUGUGGAUGCCAUAGAAGGUGGAGACAUGCUCAUAGAAGCGUGUAAGCCUGCUCUUGAAUCUAGAUACAUCACUAAAGUUAUACAUGACUGCAAACGUGAUAGUGAGGCACUGUAUUUCCAGUUUGGCAUCAAGUUACAAAAUGUCAUGGAUACCCAGAUAGCGUAUUCCUUGAUCGAAGAACAGGAAGGACGACCAAGAGUGCCUGAUGACUACAUCUCAUUUGUUGCUCUUCUUGCAGAUCCACGCUAUUGUGGAAUAUCUUAUCUUGAGAAGGAGGAGGUUCGUGUACUCUUGCGGCAGGAUCCAAAGUUCUGGAAAUACAGACCAUUAUCUGAACUCAUGAUCCGUGCAGCUGCUGAUGAUGUCCGCUUUCUGCUUUACAUCUAUCACAAAAUGAUGGAGAAGCUGAAUGCCCAUUCCCUGUGGAAUCUUGCUCUUCGCGGUGAAUUAUAUUGCCGCUGUUUCUGUAUAAGUGACGAUAACUUGACUGAAUGGCCUGCUUUGCCUCCUAUUCCAGAUGACCUGCCCGUGGACACACAAGCUCCAGAAGAGGAAAUCCUUUCUGUUCUUGAUGUUCCACCAGGGAAAAUGGGACGUGUGAUUGGCAGAAAAGGAGCUUCAAUUUUGUCAAUCAAGGAAUCUUGCAAUGCAGAGAUUCUCAUCGGAGGCUCCAAGGGUCCCCCGGAUAAGGUUUUCGUUAUAGGCCGAGUGAAGCAAGUGAGAAAAGCAGAGGCCAUGAUAAGGGGAAGAAUGCUGGACAUGUAGUGAGUGAACAAAUAGUCUCUGAUGCGAUGCUUUGGUUUGUACCGAUGUCAAUGCAAUAACAAUAAUAAUAAUAAAAUAAUAAUUGAAACAUUUUAAGACAGUUUUUCUCUCUAGUUCUGAAUGAUUAUUAGAUCUUCAUCUUAGAAACUCCAAGCAGAGUCUCCUUUGCAUGAAUAUGUACCAUUGAUGUACCUUUGGCUACUUGAAAGAUGAUUGCUGUUGAUGCAUGUA
Molecule: messenger RNA, 1349 nt
Organism: Spinacia oleracea (spinach)
Lineage: Eukaryota; Viridiplantae; Streptophyta; Magnoliopsida; Caryophyllales; Amaranthaceae
Exons: 10
Coding region: 105-1118 (337 amino acids)
Biological process (GO): nucleobase-containing compound metabolic process
Molecular function (GO): RNA binding; 3'-5' exonuclease activity
Source: RefSeq, a predicted model, not a curated record